This is a messenger RNA of Cynocephalus volans (Philippine flying lemur), 5771 nucleotides long. RefSeq names its product secretion associated Ras related GTPase 1B (gene SAR1B). Gene Ontology annotation, molecular function: GTP binding; GTPase activity. NCBI's taxonomy places the organism in Eukaryota, Metazoa, Chordata, Mammalia, Dermoptera, Cynocephalidae. The coding region runs from base 142 to 738 and encodes 198 amino acids. The transcript has 7 exons. Gene Ontology annotation, cellular component: endoplasmic reticulum exit site; COPII vesicle coat. The record is from RefSeq and is a predicted model, not a curated record. Gene Ontology annotation, biological process: membrane organization; vesicle organization; endoplasmic reticulum to Golgi vesicle-mediated transport.
AGGCACCCGCCACCCGGAAGGAGCUGACGCGAGCUGGGGCAGCGGCAGCCAUCGAGCUUUGCACUUCGGUCUCAGGGUGUAGGGUCGACUCCAAGCCUGGGAUUGCAUUCUCUCCAGUCGCAGACCCUAUAAGAUUUGGAUAUGUCCUUCAUAUUUGACUGGAUUUACAGUGGUUUCAGCAGUGUGCUACAGUUUUUAGGGUUAUAUAAGAAAACUGGUAAAUUGGUAUUUCUUGGAUUGGAUAAUGCAGGAAAAACAACAUUGCUGCACAUGCUAAAAGAUGACAGACUUGGACAACAUGUCCCAACAUUACAUCCCACCUCAGAAGAACUAACCAUUGCUGGAAUGACUUUUACAACUUUUGAUCUGGGUGGACACGUUCAAGCUCGAAGAGUGUGGAAAAACUACCUUCCUGCUAUCAAUGGCAUUGUAUUUCUGGUGGACUGUGCAGACCAUGAAAGGCUGUUAGAAUCAAAAGAAGAACUUGAUUCACUAAUGACAGAUGAAACUAUUGCUAAUGUGCCUAUACUGAUUCUUGGGAAUAAGAUUGACAGACCUGAAGCCAUCAGUGAAGAGAGGUUACGAGAGACGUUUGGUUUAUAUGGUCAGACAACAGGAAAGGGCAGUGUAUCUCUGAAAGAACUGAAUGCCCGACCCCUAGAAGUUUUCAUGUGCAGUGUGCUCAAAAGACAAGGUUAUGGAGAAGGCUUCCGCUGGAUGGCGCAGUACAUUGAUUAACAACAACCUGCCUGGUUUCCGGGUCUCAACAGUCAGGCCUACUCAGAGAUUUGACACUCAACGUGCAUAACUUGAAUUCAAUAGACUUUUGUUGGUUAUAAAGCAGAUGUUUUUUAGAUUAUUAAUAUUAUGUCAACUUAAUUUGAGUGAGAAUCGAAAACUGAUUCAAGUAAGUUUGAAUAUCACAAUGUUAGCUUUCUAAUUCCAUAAAAAUUAGUUUUUACAGUUGAUAAUCUGACGUCUUCCCAGCACCAUUUAUAAAAAGCAACUUUCCAGCAGUACGUUUGAAGCACUUUUUAACAACAUGAAACCACAUAUAUAGACCAUAUUUAAAAGCUCAUCAUGUUAAAUUUUGUAUGUACUUUUUGGAAGUAGUUUUUAAAUUUUAGAUUAUAUAUUCACCUAUCUUAAGUGUACAGUUAAUAAUGAGCUUAUCAAUUAUUGCAUGAUGCCUUACAGUUUUCAAUAAUAUUUUUUCUUAUGCAAACGUCAUGCAAUAAAACAAACUUUAAUGUUUGGCAUCCUUGUUGGACAAAUGUUUUAUUUGAAUGUGUCUUAUCUAGCUAGUAUAAUCUGAAAUUUGAGUAUUUAAUAUUAUACAUCUGAGGGGAUUGUUGAGAAAGGAAAUUUCUUUAGAGUGUUUAAUGUUUAAGCCCCUAGAGGCUAUUGCAUUUACCACGAGACAGUAUUUACUGUGAGACAGUUGUGGUUGGUUGUACCUGAUACCAUGUUUCUCUCUGAAUCAUGUGUAUUUUUAUCAAUAAUGCUAUUAUAACCAGUGCUGAUGGGGUCCGUGUCCUAGUCCCUGUAGUAUCAGCCUUUUGAAGAAAAGCACAUCUACAGUACACAAGGUUGACUCUCAGUUUGAUGGGCCCUAUAGUUGUAUCCCAGUUGUCUAAUUCUGAAGUGCUCCAGUCUUAUUGGUGUCCAGUUUAGUAAUCUGUGCCUCUUCACCGAAAGUACUGACAGGCACCAGUCUCUCCAUAUUUAGAGGUACUCCCCAGGGCAGGCAAUAAGUAGGAUUUUGGGGACAAUUUCACUGUAGAGACCUGCAUAUCUGAGGAAAAAGAAACAGCUUGUUCUGCUCCAGUCAUCACCGAGAUAGGCGGGGAUUUUGCUCCUAUCCAAUAGCUCAUUUGCAUUCUUUGGCAUAUUUUAUUUUCUGGUAGGAAGAAAACAAAUGUUUGUUUUUUAAAUUUCUUUUUUUUUUUUUUUUUUUUAGUUUUCAGCUAGCCCUUACUUUAUAGCACAAAGACUUUUGUUUUUAGAUAUAAUGCUUGCCAUGUGAUAGUGUCUGCAAGCCUUACUGCUAGACUUACUAAUCAUAUUUUAGUUAGUUCUUUAAAAGCCUUAUAAUUUCCUAAGAAAUUGAGUUCUUUUUUUCAUAUGUCAUCAUUAGUUAGAUAAGAUGAAAGGUAAGUGCAAAAAUGUAUUUUUAAAGACUCUCAAGCUUAAGAUUUCUCUUCUGAUUAUAAACCAAUUUUUAUAGCAUUUUUAACCAAUUCCAUUGAGAAUAGAUUGUUCCAAUUCCAUCAAGAAUAAUUUUAAUGCAAAGUUAGUGUUUUCUCUUGCCAUUGUCCAAGUCAGAGUUGUUAUAAUCCUUUUGUCAUCAGUAUGUAACCUAUGAAGCAGAUGAAGAUUGAGGAAUAUUACUGGAAGGAAUUAUCAGUUAGCUAAACUGACAAGGUCAUUUCCUAACAUACUUAGUUUUAGUAAUUUGGUUAAUCUGUCUCACUUGCAGUUGUUUUUUUAAGUGAGCUAAAUAAAAGAGCUUUUUUUUUUGGUAAAUAAAAGAGCUUCUUCCCUGCCUAGAAACAUCAGUAGCAGUAAGGGAAAAUGCCAUUGCAGCCUGUUGAUUUAUUUUGCCAGAUAGGUUUAAAGUACUCACUCCUAAAGUCCUAACUAAAUAGAACUAAGCCUUAUUAAAAGUAACUGCCUCUUGUUCGUGCAUCAGUCUUCAGUACCUUCAGGGACAUGUCUUUCUUCAAGAAUUUCCUAGAGUGUCCAUUGGAAUACUCGAGAAACUAAUUAUUUGUGCCAUAAACUGGUAUAAAGGAGCAAGCUUAUUGGUUUCUCUAGAGGGGAAAAGUGCUUCUUGAUACAGAAUAUCUUGCUCCACUUCUGACACUGGGAUCAAAGAAAUAAGUUGUUUCGUGGACCAUAAGAUUCUUAUGGCCCAAGCCUCUAGAAAUGAAGCUGCACUUAGCAGCAACCAGCUUUCCUACCAGCUCCAGGGGGCAGAGUUCCCCAGCCAGAGGAUUUACCAUCCACUUGGAGAAACCUUCCAGAGCACAUACACUGGGUGCUGGCUCACUGCUCCCUUUCAAGAGAAGCAAAUUAAGAGAAUGGCAAGAAACAGUAGAAGCACACGGGAAAGACAACUCUGCAUUUGCCUGUACAAGUGAAUGCUUCUGUGGAGUAUUGCCCAGGUAAAGAUUAGUAUCAGGGACAUAAGUUAAUUUUGUUUCCCACACUGUAAGAUGUCAAAGUAUAGUUGUUAACACUGUUGUAUACAAGUUAAGACUGGAUUCCAUACAAAUCAGGCACUUUUCAAAAGUUGUUUUAAAAUCUGAAGCCCAAAACUCUGAAAAUAUAAAGUCUCAGCCCACUUUUAUAUUUUAAAAGAGAUUCCUAUCCCACACCUGUUUUAAUGACUGCUUUUAAUUACACUUUUGGGUUAUAACUGGUUUAAGUUUAUCAAUGAAUUUUUAGAAUGGAGAUUAUAGCAUUUUUAAAUUGAGAACACGCAUUUCCUAAAGUAUAUGAAAAAUAUUCUUCACUGUUGGCUUAGUUGAACCAGUAUCUUUGUGUGAGUGCCAAAGAUGUUAUGUUCAGAUGUUGCCUGCAUAGACCUACAAUUUAGUUUUGUGUGCCUGCAUCCUUAUGCAAAUAUACUGUGGUUUACAAUGUAAAAGCGGAACACUGUUUCUUUUCCUUAGUUUUCAGCUGGCUCACACUUCUCUAUAGCACUUUCCAAUGAUUAGCCCCAUUCAAAAACCAUUUUCACAAGUUUCAUCAUUAAAAACAGUUUACGUCUAGUGAACAUGAUUUGAGAAUUUCAGGAGAAAGGUUUAUAUUUUCUGAAACUCUAUUUGGUUUGUGAUUCGAGGUAUUUCAGUCUUGUUAGUCACUUACAUGACUGAAGUUUGCAAGGAUUUUUAUUGCCAAGUAGAAUUUGACCAUAAUACUGAGAAUAGCUUAUAUAAAGGGAAAUCUCUCAAAGUUCCUUCUGUUCAUUUUAUUUUUUAUUUUGGGUUUUUGUGUGUGUGUGUGUGUGUGUGUGUGUGUGUGUGUGCGCGCGCGCGCGCAUCUGGCCGGUCCAGGGAUCAAACCCUGGACCUUGGUGUUGUCAGCACCAUGCUGUAACCAACUGAGCUAACCAGCUAGCCCUUCUGUUCAUUUUAUUUAGAGCUUAUUGUUUGGAUCAUUUUAAACAUAUGUAAAAAGUUGGUGAAGCUUCUAAAAAUAUUCAUGAAAGCAUGUGACAAUAUAGGUUAACAAAUGUAAAUGCCUACAUCAAGAGUUCAGAUCCCCAAACUGGCCAGCCACCAAAUAAAAAAAAAAAAAAAAAAGCAAAAUUAAUAGGGAAUAAAAAGUAGCCUAUAUUAAUAUAAAACCAGAGGUUUUGCUGUAAAUAUUAGAGUUCAGAAAAACAGUAUGCAUCAGUUAAGGACUACAUUAUCAAAGCUACAUGUCGAUGCUUCUGGUCACUUCCAUUAUCAUUACUAUCCUUUUGAAAUUCAAGUUAGUGCUUUAUGACCAAGAAAAGAAAAAAGAACAAGCUCUUGGAAUAUGUGACUGUGCCUCUUUGUAGAGUGAUUGAGAUUUUAUUAAAACCAUGUUUCACUCCUGAACCCUGUAACCAUUCCCUCUCACACAUCCCUACCCCACACCUGGAUUUAAAAAAUCACCUAAGGGGCAAGUCAGUUGUUCAGUUGGUUAGAAUGUGGUGCUGAUAACCCUAAAGUCCAGGGUUCAAUUCCUGUACCAGCCAGAUACCAAAAAUAAAUAAAUAAAAUAGGGCUGGCUGGUUAGCUCAGUUGGUUAAAGCACAGCCUUGUAACACCUAGGUCACAGGUUCAGAUCCCCAAACCAGCCAGCCACCAAAAAAAAAAAAAGAUUCCCAAGUGUGGUUAGAAUCUGCGGAGACUACUGAACAUGCGUUUCUGAACCAACUGAUUUUUAUCCUUGUAAUUUAGAACAUUAAGUAGUUAAUAUAGUUUAUGCCACUGAUUGAUUGUUUAGGAUUUUGACCACACUUUUAAAUAAAAUCCAAAAUAAUCAAAGUAAAGUAAGCGAGGUUAUCCAAAGCAAACUUUGUUUCAGGUGUGCCUCCAUCCCAAAUAGAUGUUAGGGCAGAAAUGGGAAAGUGAUUUAAUGCAGAAUUAUUUUUGGAAAAGCUGCACUGAAGUGGAUGGAUUCUUCUUCACCAUGCAUUUUACAUGGAGGAUUAGAUUUAAUUUUAGUUUUAAAUAUCUGGAGGUAAAAGGGGGUGACAGUUCUACAGUUUUUGACAUACAGGUUUUCUUCAGAAUUGUUCUUAUUAUCAAGUAUAAAGAUUCACGUCAGAAUGGCCAACUUCAUAUGGGUUUCUGUAUUCCCUGAUGCUGCUCCUAACCUGACCCUAUAACCAAUUUGCCAUUUUGAGGCAAGAAGCACUCAGGGUGAAUGUAGUCACGUUACUUUAAAAGUGUUUUCCACGUUGAGGCCUUCAGUAUUUGGCUGAGUGCAAAAUACAUUGAAGAGGUAGGUCAGUGAUAAGGUCAUCACUAACUUUGUUUGCACUUUUGUACACCACUGCUUGCAUUAGGAUCUUAGUGUGAAUUUUAAAUUGUUUUACAGUGUAUACAGAUUAAGUAUAAUUUAUAUAAAGAUGUUUCUGUUUACCUUUGUGUACUUUACAAAGAACAGCUAUAAUAGUUAAAUCGUUUUUAAUUAUGUUUGUAUGUUGAUUAUGUUCUAUUAUUUUUUCACCCCCUAUGAAUUGAGUGUCAGGAGUAGAAAAAUAAAAUGGUAAUCUGGUCUAUGAAGAA